Messenger RNA from Piliocolobus tephrosceles (Ugandan red Colobus), 3282 nucleotides. RefSeq names its product beta-carotene oxygenase 2 (gene BCO2). Lineage: Eukaryota; Metazoa; Chordata; Mammalia; Primates; Cercopithecidae. The transcript is spliced from 13 exons. Gene Ontology annotation, molecular function: carotenoid dioxygenase activity; beta-carotene 15,15'-dioxygenase activity. Bases 122 to 1861 code for a protein of 579 amino acids. The record is from RefSeq and is a predicted model, not a curated record. Gene Ontology annotation, biological process: carotene catabolic process; retinal metabolic process. Gene Ontology annotation, cellular component: mitochondrion.
CUUCGACCUGUCAGUAAGGGAGGGACAGUCCAGGCAGUUCUGUGCGUGUUCAUUGUUUAGUAGUACUCAAAGCUGCCAGUGUGAGAGGAUUUGGAAAUCACGGGAUCUGCUCAAUACGAAAAUGUUUUUUCGAGUCUUUCUCCAUUUUAUCAGGAGUCUUUCUGCCACUGCAGUGGAUUUCCUUCCUGUGAUGGUGCACCGGCUCCCAGUUUUCAAAAGGUACAUGGGAAAUACUCAUCAGAAAAAAGCCAUCUUUGGGCAGUGUCGGGGUCUGCCGUGUGUUGCACCGCUACUGACCACAGUGGAAGAGGCUCCACGGGGCAUCUCUGCUCGAAUCUGGGGACAUUUUCCUAAGUGGCUCAAUGGCUCUCUUCUGCGAAUUGGACCUGGGAAAUUCGAGUUUGGGAAGGAUAAGUACAAUCAUUGGUUUGAUGGGAUGGCACUGCUUCACCAGUUCAGGAUGGCAAAGGGCACAGUGACAUACAGGAGCAAGUUUCUACAGAGUGAUACAUAUAAGGCCAACAGUGCUAAAAACCGAAUUGUGAUGUCAGAAUUCGGCACACUGGCUCUCCCGGAUCCAUGCAAGAAUGUUUUUGAACGUUUCAUGUCCAGGUUUGAGCUGCCUGGUAAAGCUGCAGCCAUGACUGACAACACUAAUGUCAACUAUGUGCGGUACAAGGGUGAUUACUACCUCUGCACUGAGACCAACUUUAUGAAUAAAGUCGACAUUGAUACUCUGGAAAAGACAGAAAAGGUAGAUUGGAGCAAAUUUAUUGCUGUGAAUGGAGCAACUGCACAUCCUCAUUACGACCCGGAUGGAACAGCAUACAAUAUGGGGAACUCCUUUGGGCCAUUUGGUUUCUCCUAUAAGGUUAUUCGGGUUCCUCCGGAGAAGGUGGACCUUGAGGAGACAAUCCAUGGAGCCCAGGUGAUAUGUUCUAUUGCUCCUACAGAGAAGGGGAAACCUUCUUACUACCAUAGCUUUGGAAUGACAAGGAACUAUAUUAUUUUCAUUGAACAACCUCUAAAGAUGAACCUGUGGAAAAUUGCCACUUCCAAAAUUCGAGGAAAGGCCUUUUUAGAUGGGAUAAGCUGGGAACCCCAGUGUAAUACGCGGUUUCAUGUGGUGGAUAAACACACUGGACAGCUUCUUCCAGGGAGAUACUACAGCAAACCUUUUCUUGCAUUUCAUCAAAUCAAUGCCUUUGAGGACCAGGGCUGUGUUAUAAUUGAUUUGUGCUGUCAAGAUAAUGGAAGAAUCCUAGAAGUUUACCAGUUACAGAAUCUCAGGAAGGCUGGGGAAGGGCUUGAUCAGGUCUAUAAUUCAGCAGGCAGAUCUUUCCCUCGAAGGUUUGUUUUGCCUUUAAAUGUCAGUUUGAAUGCCACUGAGGGAGACAACCUGAGUCCAUUGUCCUAUACUUCAGCCAGUGCUGUGAAACAGGCUGAUGGAACGAUCUGGUGCUGUCAUGAAAAUCUACAUCAGGAGGACCUAGAAAAGGAAGGAGGCAUUGAAUUUCCUCAGAUCUACUAUGGUCAAUUCAGUGGCAAAAAGUAUCGUUUCUUCUAUGGCUGUGGCUUUCGGCAUUUGGUGGGGGAUUCUCUGAUCAAGGUUGAUGUGGUGAAUAAGACACUGAAGGUUUGGAGAGAAGAUGGCUUUUAUCCCUCAGAACCUGUUUUUGUUCCAGUACCAGGAACCAGUGAAGAAGAUGGUGGGGUUAUUCUUUCUGUGGUGAUCACUCCCAACCAGAAUGAAAGUAAUUUUCUCCUAGUUUUGGAUGCCAAGAACUUUGAAGAGUUGGGCCGAGCAGAGGUACCUGUGCAGAUGCCUUAUGGAUUCCAUGGUACCUUCAUACCCAUCUGAUGGGACAACCACAAGUCUGCCUGUCACCAUUGGUCCUAAGAUACUCAGAAGACAGGAAGCUGGCUAUUUCCUGCAUGGAGGCUUCUUCUAAACUGUUUUUUUCUCUGCUGUCCACAGCAGGUGCUACUGCAAUUGCACCCACUACCCCCACCCCACCCUCAGCUCUGCUUUGGGAGGUUAUUUUGAGGAACAUCAUUAAAAUCAGGCAUUUCUUCUAAUCUCUAGGUGUAUAGUUCUCAGGGAUUGUUGACAAGCCAGUAGUUCUUCAUUUAAUUGGACAACAGGUGGCACUAGAGACCAUAUAAUCUCCACAUUUCUAAACCCUGCCUGUUCUUACCAACAGCUGUAAGCACGCAAGGUCUGUCACUUAAACCACACUCUUGCCAACACCCCCAAAAUCCCUUGUUCCCUUUUCCUUCAGUUACAUUCCCUUCCCUCUGCUGAACCCAAUACCAGGACCAGUUAAACUGUUUAUGCUCCUUCUGCAUGGUGAAUGCUCUGGAGAAGACCCCCAGACAUACAAUAUGGGGCACCUUUGAACUCAUGGUUAGGCUCUCAGCACGGUCCUGAGCUAACAUAGUUUCCUGUCUAAUUUUCCUUAAGAGUCACUUCAAACUUCACAGACCCUUUCUUCUUUAGUAAUGUGUUCCAUACAUGCAAAUGCCAUGUGUGGGGUUUUGCACUGUGGCAAUAAAGUAAAAGGGCUGAGUUCCAUGUCUGGGUUUGUGAGAUGCAGAACAUAGUAGCAGGUUUAGAAUGGCAAGAAGAUGCCUAAACAGAAGGAAUACAGCAGAUGCAGGAGCAAAGAGCCUCAGGUAACUGACAGUGUAAGUCCCCCACUGUUUCCUUUCACACAAGUCCCUGAAAAGGCAUUCAUUGUACUUCCUCAGACAAAACAUGGAGAUUUGAUUGAUCUUCCUAGAUCUGAAGGGUGAAGGAGACUCUGGAUGACCUCUGGCAAGUCCAUAGAUCUGUCACAUCUUUCCUCUGUUUAUAAAUAUCUGUCUUAAUACACAGGGAAUGAAGUGCAGACAUGAAGGAUAGCAGUAUAAUCAUAAGAUUUUGACGUAAGGAUACCUGAAUUCUGCCUUGGCUCUGCUCUGUUUCCUGAAGAAGAAGACAAAAAAGGAUCAGUGGCAUGUUAUAAUCUAGGCACAUAUGCCGGUAAUCCAAGGGAGAAAGUUCUGGUAAAAUUAGGUGAGCAUAUGACCAAGACCCAAAGCAUAGGCUGGGCCUCUUCUUCUCCCUAAGCCCAACUCUUACCACUAGCCAGUGUCCGAGGAUUCAAGGAAAGGGAGUAAGUGGUGCACAAUUGAGGGGAAAAGGAAGAGGCAAAUGGGCAGGUUGGGUCCUCCACAGGAGGCAAGCAGUAGAAAAACAUAUGAACCAGCCAGCUCGGCCACCUUGGGGCAGGGUGGGAG